AUGAAAAUCCAGACAUCUACCCUUGUUUUCUUCCUCCCCGCAGUCUUGGGCUGGUGGAACUGCAACUUGCCCGCUGGCACUGGAGACUAUGGCACCUGCGUCGAAGAUGGAAAUGCUGGAACCGCACUCCCUUGUACCAACGACCAUCCCUGCAAGAGGCAGGGCAACGGAUGCAUUGACGUUGGCGGUGCUACUGCCCACUGUUCUUGA
Messenger RNA from Fusarium falciforme, 210 nucleotides. RefSeq lists its product as hypothetical. The record is from RefSeq and is a predicted model, not a curated record. Bases 1 to 210 code for a protein of 69 amino acids. Lineage: Eukaryota; Fungi; Ascomycota; Sordariomycetes; Hypocreales; Nectriaceae. The transcript has 3 exons.